Messenger RNA from Letharia lupina, 2496 nucleotides. RefSeq lists its product as uncharacterized. Bases 1 to 2496 code for a protein of 831 amino acids. NCBI's taxonomy places the organism in Eukaryota, Fungi, Ascomycota, Lecanoromycetes, Lecanorales, Parmeliaceae. The transcript has 3 exons. The record is from RefSeq and is a predicted model, not a curated record.
AUGACUGGGCCGUUCUUUCUGCAGCGCAUUGAAAUCGACUUUGCCAGCGAUCUUAAUUGGCCCCUUAUCCAAAACCGUGUCGAGCUGUCAGAGGUGUCUUUAGGUUUGAUCCUCGACCAUGGUCUGGCUGCUGGUCCCUGGAAUGCAAUUUUGGAUGUCAAUGCUGUAGUCUCCAUCGAUGAUGUGAGUCUAGAGGUUGCUGGCCAGCUCUCGGUAGGUGAUGUGUCGUCCACCAAUCUCCGCGUUCGUGCAGGAGCUCGAAGCGGAAUAGCGCCAGAGGAUGCCCUCAAUCGAUUCAUUGGUGCAGGCACAGGUGCGCAAUUGGAAUCUCAAUUUGAGCUUCCUUCCACCGCGACACUGCCGGAUGAAGACAAGGAUCCGUUUGAAGCAGUUUUGACACUGCAAAAAGACGCAUCAGGAUGGUAUCUUGAGAACGCGAGCGCCAAAUUGUUCUGGCAGCAGGAAUACUGGUAUCCGAUUGAUGGCAUCAACAUCUCUCUACAAGAACUCUACUUCGAAUUCAUUGCCAAGCGCGAAUUAGCGCCAGCCAACGAGAACCCUUCAGAUAUGCCAUUGGCAUUCAGCGCCGCUUUCGGCGAUUCCAUCACGCUUUACAACAUUCCUAUGGCAGUCGUCAUCACCUAUCAGUCCAAGACUACUACUACUGUGUUGACUUGCACAGUCGACGAUGAUGCGAGCAUCUGCCUUCAAGAUAUCGCUGCGGACUCUUCACUAAACCCCACCCCAGACCCCAUUAAAACCCCAACUCCCCACGAUCUGAACCAAGAGGCGCAAAUAAACCAGGUCCCUGGCAGUGUGCCAGUAGACCUGACCUGGUGCUCUUCUCAUAUCUGGGGUACACAGCGAUUCUGCAUCUUAAUUUUCACUGCCUCAGAACCGGCUCAAUUGCAAUUGAAAGCAAACUUUGAGUUGGACUGGCAGGUCACGUCGCAGCUGACCAUCACCGGUAUGGGAACCUAUUUUGACAUCACGAACCCGACAUCUUCCGACAAGUCAUCCGUCAUCAAAGGAUACGCUUAUGGAUGUUGUCGCCACCGAUUCGUGGACUUCCCAACGUCCGCGCCGAAAAGUGCGAACGUCAGAGAUGCCGUCACAUCUGUCAACGCUCAAAUGACAAUGCGUGUUCAACAGACUGUCGACCCAGUCACCGCAGGCAACUACUUGACCAGCAUCGUCUCGGUGCAAGCUUCGCUCGCCGUGACUGGCCAAUCGACCAUCUUCGACACAGUAACCCUGGAACAGUUGGCGCUGAACGUGAUUGUGCUCCCUAGAAAUGCCGCCACCCAAAACAAAAUCAGCUACUAUGCCCAGCUGCUUGGCGUCGUCUCUCCUACCCAGAGUGCUAUUGGUUCAACUCAAUACAAGGUCGUCCUAGCUGCAAUGCUCCUACGUAACGCCAAAGAGCAAGCGACGACCUUUACUGCUAGCGUAUCAGCUUAUUACGUUGGUCAAGCCGACACAGAUGUUCCGCUUUCUACAUUCCUCCAAAUGCCCCUCAUAGGCAUCAAUCCAACGGACGUCCAGAACGAUCCGAGCGCCAAGACAUGCUCUCUUAUGGUGCAACAAAUCGACAAAGGCUGGUCCUUGAAAGAGUUGGAUGCAUCGGUGUCCCAUUUAAUUCCCUGGAUAAUUGUUCCGGAUAAGCUUACCAUCACAGACAGUACGCUGAACUUGAAUAUAGUAGACCCCAAGCUGCCCACGCGCCGAAUACAGUUCUCUGCAUCUACAACAGCGAGUAUUGGCAUAUUAGUGGUCUUGAAUGCAUCUACCUCCGUCUCCCGAGGAGCAAGCGGACAGGACGACUUUGUCACCGUCAUCUUACAGGCAGCCAACUUUCAGCAAGUUUUGGCUCAACUGGUUGGGUCCACGGUUACCAUACCUGCCGAUUGCCCAAUACCCUCGGACAACCAAUAUUUGGCUACUGUCACAAUUGUCUGUAAGAAGCUGAAUCCUACCGACAAUGAGUUUGGGCUAGCUCCUGUAAGCGUAGGAGUGUCUGCUAGUAAUGUUACAACGUGGGCACUGGGCCCGCUGUUCGUUACCGAUCCAAGUCUCACGGCAGGAUUCGAUUGUACAACAACCCCUUCAACAAACACCCUGUCUCUGGAUGGCCGAACAAAGAUUUCUGGAUUAACGAAUCCUGUGGAUGUCCUGAUCACACUUACGAAUUUAGAAACCCUGAUCAUUGGAAUCGCUACACCGAUUGAGCCUACACAACUUGUCGGAACAUUCAUCCUCGGUGGCCUGGAUUCGCAAAGCCUCCAAGCGCCUGACGUAACAUCAGCUUCGGGCCUUGAUGGCUAUCGUGACGCCGCUUGUGUCAACGCGAGUAUCAUUUUUAUACGAGACACCUCGUGGUAUGCUGACAGUCUAUCACUCAAUGUAGCGAGUGGAUUACAGCAAUGGUCUCUCGUAGACUCUUACCUAUGGGCUAAAGAUUUGAAACUGGCUAUCCCAUCGUCUGGCAGGGGGUAA